CAACUUUACUGCAAGCAACACCUUUUGUGGAAAAACCUUCACACAGUGUUUGUGGAAGCAUUAAUUUUGCACUGAGUGGACCUAAGAUUGUAUGUCGCUAUAUCUCUAAUUUUUAAUGUGACUGACUUGUAAAGAAAAUAAAGACCGGCAUGAUGGCCUUGAAAAGAGGACUAUUCCUCACCUUGUUCUUGUUUACCCUCCAAGCCAGCAGAAUCAAAGACUUCAGUAGGAACCAUUUAUCAGGGACCAGAAACAUCAAAUAUGGACAUUUCUACAAGGCCUUACAAGCAGCCAGGCAUCUGGCGGCUGUCCGAGAUUCACAUCUCCUGAAUAGGCUUCGAGUGAAGAGAUCAGCACUAUUCAGUACAGGGGUCAAAGCAUGUCCUCACGAGAACAUGGAAGAGGUCAUCACCAACCACAAAUCAUAUUACAAACUGAGAGUCUGCCAGGAAGCUGUAUGGGAGGCAUACCAAAUUUUCCUGGACAGAUUACCUGACACAAUGGAGUUCCAGCAGUGGGUACAUGCCUGCCAGACAGGCUCACUGUGUGUGGAGGACUUGGCCCAUAAUUUUAGCAGCACCAGUGAACACAUGGACAUGGUGGCCAGGAAAGUGAACAUUCAAGAAAACAAAGAUCAUGCCAUGACUACAUCUGUACCAGGCAAGAAAUGUUCAAAAACUCCACAGGUGAAAUUUGCCAUGGAUUCAGAAAAGGUAUAAACUGUCCCACCUCAACAGCACAUAAUAGAGAUUAGUGUGACCUUAAAAGACCCAGAAUACAGUCAGCAACUGAGAGACUCUAACAACUUGCAAUAUCAGGACGUCCACUAUAGUCUUCAUGAGCAGAUGCUGCAAAUUUUCAACAAACUUUCUGGAUUUAUAGAGAUUCGACUGCUGGGAAUUCAACCUGGAAGUGUUGCAAUACACUACGCUGUGGUGUUUGAGACAGAAGUAGAAUCUACAGGAACAGGUCCUCCAGGGACAGGUGGGGAAUCUGGCACAGAAAUAGCCUUGAAGAAUAUGAUAUUAAAUGCCCUGAGGGAGGAUACAUCCCUGCCUUUUAAUAUCCAUUUUCUCAGCUUCGAAGCAACCACACAAGUUCACUCAAAAGACCUACAAACAGACAAGCCAACACAUCUACCUAGGAUUAUUAGCAAGCAAGCAGCAGCAGCCAUCUCUGAGGAGAUUACUGAGUCAAUUACCAACUCAAAGGAAAAGGCAGCUCCUAAUGGAACUCAAGGGAAAGAUAAGGAGGCAAUGGAGCGCGCAUUUCCUGCACAGGAAACAUGUAAAGAUCUGCCUACUGUAACCACAUUGGUGACCAUUACAAAGCCAUCUCCACCUGAACCAAGUCUUGGCCCCAAGCUAAGGGAAGCUGAGCAACAAAAGUUGUUCACUCAGCCUGAAGGAUAUAAAAGGAACAUUUCAUUGGAUUCCACAUUAAACAAAACCGAAGUGGACCAGGCCCUUAAAAUUCCUGCUAUGACCAGUUCACUAAACUUGAACUCCAGCAAAGCUUUGCUCCUAUUUCUACAAUCCAGUCUCAAUGGAUUUAAGGAGCUACAUAUCCUCACCUUCAGAAAUGGCAGUGUGGUAGUAAACAACAAGAUGCAGUUAGCCAAAUCAGUAGUGGAUAAUAUUACCAAGGCUGUGCACUGCACUCUUGAUGACUUUAGUAAUGCCUCCUCAAAGAGAAUGGACAGUGAAAUGGACAACCAGUCAGCUCAUCAUGGUGAUCCAUGUAAGUACAUGGAUUGUAAUGAGUUUUCACACUGUGUGGUGAACACACUGACUACCGAGGCUGAGUGUGUGUGUGAUCCUGGCUACAGCACAGUGGAUGGUCUGCCCUGUCAGAGCAUUUGUAACCUCCAGCCUAACUACUGUCUCAAUGGGGGACUAUGUGAGAGCAUUCCAGGGCAUGGAGUCAGCUGCAGAUGUCCUGCAGGUAAAUUUUGGUACUAUGAAGGAGCGCACUGCAGCGAUCUGGUGUCUGUGCCCGUCGACCCAUUCAUAUUUGUCCUUUAUCUGAUGGGAAGUCUAACUGUGGUGUGUGCUGUGAUAAGCCUGUUAGUGUUAAUUAACAGGAAAUGUAUAAGGACCAGAAAGACAGUGACACUAGUGCAUUCAGACUCAUCCCUGUGUAUGGACGGAUUUGUGAGAGUGAAUCCAAUCUUUGAGAAUGAUGAUGGUGUCCUGACUCAUGUGUCCAGCAUAAGCUAUCCCACCAUCACUGACUCUGGCUCCCCUCAAAGCUCUGACCAGGGCUCAUUUUACUCACUGGAUAACAUGCCUCUAAGCAUUGAGCUUCCCAGGCAACUCUACACAACAAGGUCAGAGAAGUUGGUAUCAGAACUACUUGGCUUCCAUCACUGCAUACCACAUGUCGAGACAUGGAGGCUGUCUAAUGAACACAGGAGGUCAUGUCUUCUAAAAGGGUCUGACGCGGAUGGUUUUGAAGUGAGUGUGUUAUGACUGUGUUAAUUCAUGGCCAGUAACAAUGUACUGUAUGAGUUUACUAUAGCAGCAACGGUCACUAGCAAAAAAAGAUGUUGUUUGAGAGUUCUAAUGUGCCUAGAUAGACCCCUGUUAAAAGCUUUUCCCCUUACAGUGAGGUAUUUAUUUACAAAUGGAUGCAUUUGGUGGUUUGCUAUUAAUUUGACAAUAGUGGUGAAAAAAGUAUUAAGACAAAUGUUUUAAUGACAUAAACUUAAGUAAUGACAAUUAAGAUAAUUUAUUUCUUACAAUGAAAUUACUAUAUAACAAUCAAUAUUUAGUAUGAAGUGCUUUAUUUUUCAAAACCUGCUAAUUCUGUAUGAGCAUAGUCAAAAAUACAUCUGAGUUAAGUAAACUGGCUAACUAUAAAUUCUUAUUCUA
Molecule: messenger RNA, 2873 nt
Organism: Clarias gariepinus (North African catfish)
Lineage: Eukaryota; Metazoa; Chordata; Actinopteri; Siluriformes; Clariidae
Gene: impg1b
Product: interphotoreceptor matrix proteoglycan 1b
Exons: 16
Biological process (GO): visual perception
Source: RefSeq, a predicted model, not a curated record